AUGGAAGAAGAAGGCCAAAAAGUCAUUUUUGUUUUAGAAGGAGCGUAAGUAUCAAAUAGUACCUUAGACACUGCUAAAAUCAAGAAGGAUGGCGAGUUUGUCCUUCUAAAUUCUGACGACCACACAAAUUACCUUAAAAAAAUUGGCGUGGACCCAGCCGAAUAUAGACCAGACAUUACACAUCAAACUUUGCUUGCUCUAUUAGACAGCCCAUUGGCAAAGGCUGGGAAAAUUCAAGUUUACAUCCACACUUUCAAAAAUGUUUUAAUCUACGUUUCUCCUCAGCUAAGAAUGCCCAGGACUUAUAAAAGAUUUGCUGGACUCAUAACACAGCUUCUUCAUACAAGAAAAAUCAAAGCUGCGGACAACGGGAAAUAUUUGAUGAGAGUCAUAAAAAAUCCUAUCACAGACCAUUUACCAGUUGGCUCAAUAAAAAUUGGGACUUCAGUAGAAAGUGAGUUAACAGAUAUUUUUGAGUUUGUAAAGGACCCAAGCUACCAAUUUACUUCUUCAGACCCUAAUAAAGCACCAAAAACUCCAGUCUUCGUCAUUGGAGCCUGCGCACACGGCCACCCUGCAAAAGAAGUCGACUACAUCAGCAAAGCAAUUUCAAUCUCAAAUUACCACUUGUCAGCAGCUUGCUGUGCAUCAAGAAUUGCAUUUGCUUUUGAAGUUCUCUGGGGAAUAGUUUAA
Blepharisma stoltei is the source of this 693-nucleotide messenger RNA. The record is from the annotation of a GenBank genome assembly. Lineage: Eukaryota; Ciliophora; Heterotrichea; Heterotrichida; Blepharismidae.